Entrophospora sp. SA101 is the source of this 597-nucleotide messenger RNA. The record is from the annotation of a GenBank genome assembly. NCBI's taxonomy places the organism in Eukaryota, Fungi, Glomeromycota, Glomeromycetes, Entrophosporales, Entrophosporaceae.
AUGUAUCAACCACCACCACCUCCUCCAAAUAAUAACAAAAAUAACAAUGUACCUGUUUAUCAAACAUAUUAUCCACAACAUUCACCAUGGUCCAGACUUGUUAUACGAUCAGAACAAAAUGGUCAAAUGGAAGGUUAUAGGCCACCAAGAGAAGACAUUAAUUCACCUGAUUUAUACAUACCAGCAAUGGCAUUUGUAACUUAUGUAUUAUUAACUGGAAUUGUUGCUGGAACUGAAGACAAAUUUCAUCCUGAAGUUUUAGGAAUAAAUGCCACAACUGGAUUACUCUUGGUGAUAUUGGAAUUACUAUUUAUUAAAAUUGGUUGUUAUUUAUUGAAUAUUACUUCUGAAACACAAUUUUUAGAUUUUCUUUCAUAUUCUGGUUAUAAAUUUAUUGGUGUAAUUAUUACACUUGUGGUUUCUUUGAUUGCACCAUUUUGGUUUGUUAUAGGAACUUUCUUUUAUACAGCUUUUGCAAAUGGAUUCUUUCUGAAUGUUAAAAAAGAAGAAAAAUCAAAAACCAUAUCCUCAAGUCCAUCAGAAAUGUCAGGAACAGAAACGGAGUUGUCCGUUGGUGGUUUCGAUUAUCGUUUAUGA